UGCCGCGGAGCCCCGCCCCCAGCAGGGGGGAUGUGGCUAUGGGUGAGGGUCAUGGGGUGUGAGCGCCUCUGAGCCGUCGACCCGGAGGGCCGCGGGUGCCCUUGCCUCGCCGCCGCGACCAGCGCACCCAGCCCCGCAGUCGCCCGCCCCGUUCCCGGCGGCGGCGCAGUCCAUGCGGCUGGGGGCGGAGGCUGGGAGCGGGUGGCGGGCGCGGCGGCCCGGGCCCGGGCGGUGAUUGGCCGCCUGCUGGCCGCGGCUCAGGCCCGGGCGGCGGGCGGGGAACGCAGGCGGAGCCCGCUGCCGAGGAGCCGAGAAGAUGCUGCUGUCCCUGGUGCUCCACACGUACUCCAUGCGCUACCUGCUGCCCAGCGUCGUGCUCCUGGGCACAGCGCCCACCUACGUGCUGGCUUGGGGGGUCUGGCGGCUGCUCUCCGCCUUCCUGCCCUCCCGCUUCUACCAGGCGCUGGACGAUCGGCUCUACUGCGUCUACCAGAGCAUGGUGCUCUUCUUCUUCGAGAAUUACACCGGGGUCCAGGCACCAGAAAUGAAAACCUCAAAUAAGAAUGUGUUGCUUGGAGAUUUUAGAGUACUGUAUAUGUGUAUAAGUAUAUUGCUAUAUGGAGAUUUGCCAAAAAAUAAAGAAAAUAUAAUAUAUUUAGCAAAUCAUCGAAGCACAGUUGACUGGAUCAUUGCCGACAUCUUGGCCAUCAGGCAGAAUGCGCUUGGACAUGUGCGCUAUGUGCUGAAAGAUGGGUUAAAAUGGCUGCCGUUGUAUGGGUGUUAUUUUUCUCAGCAUGGAGGAAUCUAUGUAAAUCGAAGUGCCAAAUUUAAUGAGAAAGAGAUGAGAAACAAGCUGCAGAGCUACGUGAACGCAGGAACUCCAAUGUAUCUUGUGAUUUUUCCAGAAGGUACAAGGUAUAAUCCAGAACAAACAAAAGUCAUUUCAUCUAGUCAGGCAUUUGCUGCCCAACGUGGCCUUCCAGUAUUGAAAUACGUGCUCACACCACGGAUAAAGGCAACUCACGUUGCUUUUGAUUGCAUGAAGAAGUAUUUAGAUGCAAUUUAUGAUGUUACGGUGGUUUACGAAGGGAAAGACGAUGGAGGGCAGCGAAGAGAGGCACCGACCAUGACGGAAUUUCUCUGCAAAGAGUCUCCAAAAAUUCAUAUUCACAUUGAUCGUAUCGACAAAAAAGAUGUCCCGGAAGAACAAGAACAUAUGAGGAGAUGGCUGCAUGAACGUUUCGAAAUCAAAGACAAGAUGCUUAUAGAAUUUUAUGAGUCACCAGAUCCAGAAAGACGAAACAGAUUUCCUGGGAAAAGUGUUCAUUCCAAAUUAAGUAUCAAGAAGACUUUACCGUCAAUGUUGAUCUUAAGUGGUUUGACUACAGGCAUGCUUAUGACCGAGGCUGGAAGGAAGCUGUAUGUGAACACGUGGAUAUAUGGAACCCUACUUGGCUGCCUGUGGGUUACUAUUAAACCAUAAACAAGUAGCUGUCUUCAGACAGUGGGAUGUGCUGCAUUGCCUAUUUUUGGCAGCUGCACGUGACAUCAAAUUGUUUCCUGAAUUUAAUAAGGAGUGUAAAUAAAGCCUUGUUGGUUGAA
Cebus imitator (Panamanian white-faced capuchin) is the source of this 1602-nucleotide messenger RNA. It is a transcript of the gene AGPAT5, whose product is annotated as 1-acylglycerol-3-phosphate O-acyltransferase 5. The transcript has 9 exons. The coding region runs from base 317 to 1483 and encodes 388 amino acids. The record is from RefSeq and is a predicted model, not a curated record. NCBI's taxonomy places the organism in Eukaryota, Metazoa, Chordata, Mammalia, Primates, Cebidae. Gene Ontology annotation, molecular function: acyltransferase activity. Gene Ontology annotation, cellular component: mitochondrion; endomembrane system.